AUGAAAAUUUCGCUGAAAAUUCUGAUUUUUCUUUGUUUUAUUGAUUUUCUUUAUAUUGAUGCAUGCUUGAGGACACAAACUACAACAACCACAACUACAACCACAACAACAACGACCACAACAACGACGACUACAGCGCCGACAGCUUGUGGCCAAUGCACUUUGACGAAUCCACCACUCACCAUUGAUACAGCAUCAACAGGGACAACUGCAUUUGCAAGCGAUGUUCUUGGAACAAAUGCGCAAGGUUGUGCGACAAGGACGCUCACUUGUACAUCAACUGCUCCAGGAGGCUUUCAAGCGACGAUUUCGUUUGACAUGGAUACACAUGGAACAGCCCUUGGUACUCCAACCGCCACCGCCACGAUUGUGUGCAAUGCAGCUGGAAAUGGAUGGGAUUUUACUGCAAAUGGGGCUACUGUUCAAAUUAUGGCUGUUGGAUGUUUUGGAGUGACUUGUGCGAACACGCCGAGCGCUUGUCCUGGGAAA
Molecule: messenger RNA, 489 nt
Organism: Mesorhabditis belari
Lineage: Eukaryota; Metazoa; Nematoda; Chromadorea; Rhabditida; Rhabditidae
Source: the annotation of a GenBank genome assembly